Messenger RNA from Homalodisca vitripennis (glassy-winged sharpshooter), 2276 nucleotides. RefSeq names its product Golgi apparatus protein 1-like. The coding region runs from base 131 to 1009 and encodes 292 amino acids. The record is from RefSeq and is a predicted model, not a curated record. Lineage: Eukaryota; Metazoa; Arthropoda; Insecta; Hemiptera; Cicadellidae. Gene Ontology annotation, cellular component: Golgi membrane. The transcript is spliced from 6 exons. Gene Ontology annotation, molecular function: fibroblast growth factor binding.
GGUUUUGGAGUGUUUAGAAGAGAAGAAAAAGAACCUAAGUGCAACUUGCCACCAGAAGGUAUUUUUCAUUGAGCUUCAAGACUUGACUGACAGCUCCACAGAUUAUACAUUGCUCUUGACCUGCAAGCCUAUGAUCCGACUCUUUUGUCAGCAGUACGAUAAAUCUCAGGCUCUCAUGUGUCUAAAGAAAUACAAGGAUGAAGUUUCAUUUGACAAUAAGUGCCGACUUCUGGUGAUGCGGCGGAUGAUAGAGCAGACGAGUGACUACAGGUUCAACCCUCUGUUGGCCAUAGGUUGCCGCAUGGACAUAGACAAGUUCUGUAACCAUAUUGUGGACCACCAGCCUAGAGAUCAGGAGCUGCAAGGAAAAGUCAUCAAAUGCCUUAAGGUGAAAUUCAGAGAGGGUAAGCUGCGAAGUGAGUGUGAAGUUCAAAUGGCGAAUGUACUACGAGAAGCUGCAUUGGACUACAAGUUGAAUCCUUUACUUCGGAGUUUGUGCCAAGAGGAGAUCAACAGGCUGUGCCAAGACAAGGACGAUGGCAAAGGGGGAACAGAAGAAUGCCUGAAGGUGGCCCUUCUCCAGGGUCACAUCACCAGCAGAGCAUGUAAGCUGGAGGUCGCAGGGCUCAUAGAGGAGGCCAGAGCUGACAUACACGUGGACCCCAUCUUGCACAAGACCUGCUCCCUGGAUCUGCGAAAGUUCUGCUUCGACAUCGAACAAGGCGCAGGACGACAUAUACAGUGCCUUCUGAAUGCUCUAUCAGAACACAAAUAUUUGCAAUCAGACUGUCAAAAAAUGCUCCAACAAAGAGUGGAAAUGUUCAAAAACGCUGAUGAGGAGAUAAAAAAUCAACCUGAGAAUGUGGGUGAACUUUUGGCCCAAGUAUCGCAUUCACCAUCGAGAAGAUACUUCAUGCUGGUGACUCUCUCUUUCGUAGGAAUGGUGUUCAUCAUGGGAAUGUUCUUGGGUCGGAUGACAAGGAGGACUAUACUGAUGAAGAACAAGUGAUACACCAACAUCUCCGAUUAUCCUGGAGAUUAUCACUCCCGACUGGUGAAUAUCUAAUUGGCCAAAUAUCAUUGUUAUUUUCAAACUCGUGAGACGGCUUUGUGUUCUUUAUUACACGCUUGAGUGGUGGAUUUUUUACUUCAACAAAAGUAUUGUCAGUUUUUUUUAUCAGUUGCUAGUUGGUUGAAUUUUGGUUAUUGAUAAUGCGGAAUUAUCCUGCUUUGGUUUGUCUGUUCUGUUAUAAGUAAUCUUAAGUCAUUGUGCUAAGUUGUCUCCUUAGUCUCCACCUGAUCCUAAAAUUAAAACAGGGUCUGGAAAACAGUAGAAUGGUCUCAUCAGGCAGAAAACUAUUUUAAAAAUUGAAGAGUGAACCAUUUUAUAUUAAAUAUACAAGAAUAACAAAUGUAUGACAUUUACACAUUUUGUCUGUGUAUAGUUGUUCGUUUAUAAACAAUUUAAUAGAUGCUUUCUAAAAUGAAGAAUCUCAACCCUUGACCUUUUACUCUCAAAACCAUUAGUUGCUUGAAAAUGUUGACAUUUCUUAUGUAUUUUAAAAAUUGAUCAUUAAAUCAAGAGAUAUAUAAUGACUCCAUCUGAUACUAACCAGAUCAAAACCAGGUAUGGAAAUGAAAGUGGAAAACCAUUUUAUAUUAUGUUUUUAUAUCAUCAGUUAAAACCUAUACAAUUUCUGCAAGGGAUUAGAGAAAAAUCGUGUUACAUGUAACCAACUGUGUUGAUGUAAACAUUUAAUUUUAACCCUUCAUUGGGCAGAAUAAUAAGUUCCGUUAUCAAUAGCACACUGUAUGAAAUGUACAAUUUAACCCUUUUAGUGCCAAUGUAUGGAAUUUUGAAAAAUUACCAAGAAAUGCCAGUGUUUGUAUAUAUGGACGUUGCAAACAAUGCCAACGUCUGUAUAUGGACAUUCACAGAAAAUAUUCUACUGUUAUAAUUUUUUAACGUAUUAUAAAUUUAUUUGUAUAUAUAAACAAUUAGAAUAAACCAGAUUACAAGAAAGGAAAUAUGUAUUGCAAUAUUUUAAGAUUAAUUACCUCUUUAGUUUCAAACUUAGUAUGAUACCACAAAAACAGUUAAUAUAUAGUUUUCUAAAAAUCAACGUAACUUUUAAAGUUUAUAAAAUAUUAAUCAAAACGUAUUAUGUUUGAAUUCAGUUUCAUUUUCUCUUUUAAGUGAUAUUGUGUUUUAUAGUGAAAUAUUUUUUUCUCAUGUGAAACUGAAAAAAAAAUAUAUUGUAAGGAAAUAUUUAUAU